AUGCCUAAACAACCCUCAAAGUCGGGCAAGAGGCUGAAGCGCGACGACGAUAAUGACUCUGACGACAGCGAUGAAGACCUUCAACCCAUACACUUCUUCGUACCCGGUGAAAACAUCAACGCCGCCGUGCUGGUCGAUUACAUUACACGAUGGGUGGAUCGCACUGCAAAGAUUACAUCGGCCCAACAUCCCACGGAUAAAACAAGAACAGGUUUCAGCGUCCUAGCGAAAAGAGCGCUCAAUGCCGUUAGCAUUCGCGAUCUCAUCAAUGAUUCUAAAGACUGGGACUUGGAGACACAAAGCAGAGAGUAUAGAAAAGAUCCGUACGACUAUAGAGAAUCGGAUACUGCCAGGCGUCGAGCCAAAAAAGGCCCUUCAGAAGGCGGCACCAAUCGACCUCAGCAACCUCGGGGCAAACGAGAAGUAACAAACGAGCCUGCUGACACAGGGCGGCAGGAGCGAGCUACAUCAACCAUGGCCGGUAGCCCUCCGCAACCUGCGUACCAUCAGCCUCAACCUCAGUAUAGCCAGUAUCCCACCCAUUCUCAGUCGCAAAACAUUCAACCGAGCCCGAGUCCGUACUAUCAAGGACAAACAAGACCCGACCAACCCUCCCCGAGUUUCAACAUCACCGUUAACACCGCAACGUUUGCGCCUAGACCGGGACAACCUGGUCAGUACAUGCCCAGUGCAUAUCAGUCUACUGGAUAUGCAAAUGUUGCGCCGCAUGAGUCUGAACCGCCGCCAGCUUAUCAGCAGUCUAUGAUCAGUCGUGGGCCAUCAAACCCCCAACCCCCAUCACAGCCCGGCCCUGAUACCUUCGACGCAAACAAGGCGGUGACAACUCGACACUACCCUCCCCAAGCAACGCGACAAGGCUCGACAGACUCCAAAGAGGACUUUCCUCGACCACAAGGUGCCCAAGAUCGUCGGCCCUCAACGGUUGACCAGUCGGGGCGGAGAUCUGGUCGUUAG
This is a messenger RNA of Fonsecaea multimorphosa CBS 102226, 975 nucleotides long. RefSeq lists its product as uncharacterized. NCBI's taxonomy places the organism in Eukaryota, Fungi, Ascomycota, Eurotiomycetes, Chaetothyriales, Herpotrichiellaceae. Bases 1 to 975 code for a protein of 324 amino acids. The record is from RefSeq and is a predicted model, not a curated record. The transcript has 4 exons.